AUGGUUGUAUCUGCCGCCGAGGACUACGUCGACCAUGUAUUAUCUGCUAAUUUAGACUCCACGUUUGCCUUUGAAGGGCCUGAAAAGCUUUUGGAGGUUUGGUUCUGGCAACUGCCUUCGAUGCUGCCUUCUCUGCAAGGGCUUCGUCUGAUUCCUUUGGCCAAAUGGGUCAAGGUGUUGGACUUGGUCAAUUGUAAAGUGCUCCUGGUCAAGUCUUCCAAGGCCGUGGACGCUUACCUUUUGUCGGAACUGUCGCUUUUCGUGUUUCCUCAUAAACUUGUGCUUAAAACAUGCGGUACAACUACCACUUUGGCUUGCCUUGACCAGUUGUUCAAGGUUGCAAAUGAAGAACUUGGCUGCAAAGUCAAUUCCAAAGAAGUGUACCAGGUUUUUUAUUCCAGAAGAUCGUUCAUGUUUCCUGAAAAACAGAAACACGUUCAUACUGACUGGAAGAACGAGGUUCUGUUGCUCAACCAGUACUUUGUCCAGGGCAAGUCCUAUGUUGUAGGAGACUUUACGUCCGAUGACCACUGGUACUUGUACAUGGGCGGGAACCAAACAGGAAAGCCAUGUCUGGGCUGUAACGACCAAACUUUUGAAAUCCUUAUGACCCAGCUUGACCCUCUGAGAGCCCGUUCUUUUGUCACUUCUCGUGAACCUGGUCCUGAAUCGGUAGUUACUCAUUCCAGUGAUGAAGAAGAACACGAUUUGGGCCAUGACCAAGGCUUGGAAACAAUGAGAGACACUGGGCUUGAAAACGUGUUUUUACCUUCCAGCACGGCUCAUGCCCAUGGCAACUACGCUCCUUCAGUGACUACGCCUUUUCAUAUGCCUUCGCCUCAAAUGAGUGAAAAUAUGGAACUUUCGGAUGAAGAGCUCGACGAGAAAUGGGAAUUCGCUCAUGACGCCUUUGCGUUCUCUCCCUGUGGAUACUCGUCCAACUCGGUUUGCUCGAAAAAUGGCCAUGGCUACUAUUACACUUUGCACAUCACGCCUGAGCUGGGAUGGUCUUAUGCUUCGUUUGAAACCAACUAUCCGUUCCUGUCCACUUCGCCAGUGGGCAUUGUGGAUGUGUUGAUUCGUGUUUUGCGUAUUUUCCAUCCCGGCAAGUUUUCCAUGACUUUGGUGAACGAAAAGGACAAUGAAGGCGUCCACUGCUUGUCUCAGUUGUCUCUGUGUGACGAGGCUGUUGCCAAGUUGGGCUAUUCCAAGCAGGAGAAGGUUACUUACGACUUGAAGGGCGCCUACGACUUGUUGUACUUGAACUUUGAAAAGGUUCAGCAAUGA
This is a messenger RNA of Candidozyma haemuli, 1287 nucleotides long. It is a transcript of the gene SPE2, whose product is annotated as adenosylmethionine decarboxylase. Gene Ontology annotation, cellular component: cytosol. The record is from RefSeq and is a predicted model, not a curated record. The coding region runs from base 1 to 1287 and encodes 428 amino acids. NCBI's taxonomy places the organism in Eukaryota, Fungi, Ascomycota, Pichiomycetes, Serinales, Metschnikowiaceae. Gene Ontology annotation, biological process: spermine biosynthetic process; spermidine biosynthetic process. The transcript has a single exon. Gene Ontology annotation, molecular function: adenosylmethionine decarboxylase activity.